AUGACCAUUAUCACGGCGAUACUACUCUUGUUUACUACUACUACAUCCCCCUUUCUGCUACUAUCCUGCUAUGCCGCUGCUGCUACUGCAUCUUCUACUACUAUGGAGGGUCAUCGUCAUCAUCCUCCCUCAAUGAGAUGUUCUCUGGGCUUUGUCUUCUCCUCGGGUAAAGGUGUGAAGACUAAGGUGGUUGUCGGGGCAAGGAUUCGCAUGGAGCAUAAAGUAGCCCAUGGUGGUCGAACGUCGUCGAAGAAGAAGAGUAUAAAGGCAGCAGUCUACAAUGCCGAGCUAACACAUGUCAGUAUUGCCGAAGAAAACUCCGAAGAAGGGUUGUGCAGGCUGCAAAGCUACCUCAAUCCUCCGGAUAGAGAUCGUCGUCAUCGUCGUGAUUCCCCUCAUAUCAAAUAUCCUCAUAAUAAUGAUAUGGUGCUAGAAGCAUGCGAGAAGUACAUCGUACAGCUUGGUUAUGAUCGUGAAUUCAAAGGAGAUAUGCAUUCUGAUGCCGACUGGAAGAACAUACAUAUCCUCGAAUCUAGCACUAAAAAGACGGAGGGAGAUAAGGCACUGUUCGCUAUUUAUAAUGUGCUCCUUGCCACUGAUGUUGCAACAACAACAACAUCGGGUCGUGCGCAACUUGCUGCCGUGACAUGGUCCAAUGAUGUUGCUAAGGCAACGUUAAAAGCUACUGUAAGUGGUAGAGAUAUGAAACUCGACAAGAUCGUCACAAAUCUGCCAUACCUAAGGUGA
Molecule: messenger RNA, 747 nt
Organism: Perkinsus marinus ATCC 50983
Lineage: Eukaryota; Perkinsozoa; Perkinsida; Perkinsidae
Exons: 4
Coding region: 1-747 (248 amino acids)
Source: RefSeq, a predicted model, not a curated record